Molecule: messenger RNA, 672 nt
Organism: Arctia plantaginis
Lineage: Eukaryota; Metazoa; Arthropoda; Insecta; Lepidoptera; Erebidae
Source: the annotation of a GenBank genome assembly
AUGUCGGAUAACCAAAGUCAACAAAUACCAGGAUUAAAGCAGAAGAAAGUGUUUAAAAUUAUAGUUUUGGGUGACUCGGGUGUGGGCAAAACAUGUUUAACUUAUCGCUUUUGCGAAGGUCAAUUUUUAGAAAAAUCAGAGGCUACCAUCGGGGUUGACUUUAGAGAGAGAAAUAUAAAAAUAGGACACGAAGAUAUUAAGCUUCAACUAUGGGACACAGCUGGUCAAGAACGAUUCCGCAAGUCCAUGGUACAGCACUAUUACAGAAAUGUUCAUGCUGUUGUUAUUGUUUAUGAUGUGACCAAACCUGAAACUUUCCAUUCAAUAGCAAGUUGGAUGCAAGAGGUUGAAUCACACGGUCUGAUGAGAGCACCGCGGGUUCUGGUGGGGAAUAAAUGUGACUGCGGUACACCGGAGUCACGGCUCGCUACUACCUAUGCACAGCGUCUAGCCGAUAAGUAUGGAAUGCCUUUGUUUGAAACGUCGGCACUGUUGGACACGGAAUGCAACAACGUCGAGUCUAUAUUUAUGACGCUGGCACACAAACUCUAUUCCAAACAACCUCUCAGAGUUGUUAGUGUUGAGGGUGAGCACCGGCCGGGCGUGGUAACUUUACCGCGACAAAAACGUCCCGCGGCUACAAACUCCAGCGACAGUUGUCUCUGCAACUAG